Messenger RNA from Vigna angularis (adzuki bean), 785 nucleotides. RefSeq names its product homoserine kinase-like. Bases 11 to 742 code for a protein of 243 amino acids. Gene Ontology annotation, biological process: L-threonine metabolic process. NCBI's taxonomy places the organism in Eukaryota, Viridiplantae, Streptophyta, Magnoliopsida, Fabales, Fabaceae. Gene Ontology annotation, molecular function: ATP binding; homoserine kinase activity. The transcript has a single exon. The record is from RefSeq and is a predicted model, not a curated record.
CAUCGAAGUCAUGAAAAUGCUCUCCAUUCGAUCCGUCGGCCUCUCGCUCUCCCUGCAGAAGGGCCUGCCUUUGGGAAGCGGUCUGGGAUCGAGCGCCGCCAGCGCCGCCGCUGCGGCCGUGGCGGUGAACGAGAUGUUUGGGAAGAGAUUGAGCGUGGAGGAUCUUGUUGUGGCGUCGUUGAAAUCGGAAGAGAAGGUUUCGGGGUAUCACGCGGACAACGUGGCCCCAUCGAUCAUGGGGGGUUUCGUGCUGAUUCAGAGCUACGAGCCGCUGCAGUUGAUAGAGCUAAAGUUUCCGGCGGAGAAGGAACUGUAUUUCGUGCUGGUGAGUCCUGAAUUUGAAGCCCCGACGAAGAAGAUGCGGGCAGCGCUCCCCAGCGAGAUUGGGAUGGCGCACCACGUUUGGAAUUGCAGCCAGGCUGGCGCUCUGGUGGCGGCGGUGUUGAAGGGUGACGUGGUUGGUUUGGGGAAGGCUUUGUCCUCUGACAAGAUCGUUGAGCCCCGGCGUGCCCCCUUAAUUCCCGGCAUUGAGGCUGUUAAGAAGGCUGCCCUUCAGGCUGGGGCCUUUGGCUGUACCAUCAGUGGCGCUGGCCCCACCGCCGUUGCCGUCAUCGAUGAUGAGUCUACCGGACAUGCCAUUGCCCAACACAUGAUUCAAGCCUUUCUCAGCCACGGCAAUUUGAAGGCUUCUGCAAAAGUCUUGCAGCUCGAUCGCCUUGGUGUUAGACGCAUUCUAGAUUGACUUCUAUCUCAGUGCCUUCCUUCUAAUGGUACCUUCUCUUCUC